This is a messenger RNA of Polistes canadensis, 2410 nucleotides long. Its product is annotated as ADP-ribosylation factor-like protein 13B. Gene Ontology annotation, cellular component: non-motile cilium; ciliary membrane. Bases 31 to 1107 code for a protein of 358 amino acids. The record is from RefSeq and is a predicted model, not a curated record. NCBI's taxonomy places the organism in Eukaryota, Metazoa, Arthropoda, Insecta, Hymenoptera, Vespidae. Gene Ontology annotation, biological process: non-motile cilium assembly; receptor localization to non-motile cilium. Gene Ontology annotation, molecular function: GTPase activity; GTP binding. The transcript is spliced from 8 exons.
ACCUAAUUUAAUUGUAAUUAAAUUGUUAUAAUGGGUAAUUGUCUACGAAAUACGAUACAAAAAUUAUCAAAAAAACAUAAUUCAGAAAAAAGUAUAACUCUUCUUAUUGUUGGUCUAGACAACGCAGGAAAGACUUUAAUUUUAAAUCACAUAUGUGGUGAUCCUGAUAAGCACGUAUUAUCAACAAUGGGAUUCCGAACUGUAUGUUUAAAAUAUAAAUCUUAUGCUAUAAAAAUAUAUGAUCUUGGUGGUAGCACACAAAUAAGAUCAUUAUGGCCAAAAUAUUAUAAUGAUAUACACGGUCUUAUAUACGUGGUGGAUGCUAGUGAUAUUUCCCGUCUUGCAGAAAAUAAAGUUGUAUUUGGUGAAUUAGUUGCGCAUGAAAAUAUUUCGGGAAAACCAUUAUUAUUGCUUGCCAACAAACAAGAUUUAAAUGGAGCUAUCGAUGAAUUGGAUGUUGUUGACAAUUUAGAUGUAGAAUAUGUAGUGAAUACCACACGAUGCCCUACAAGAGUUGAAACUUGUUCUUGUUUUUCCGACAAAGACCACGUUAAAAGUAGUAUUUUAGGCAUUACAAAUGGAUAUAAAUGGUUAUUGGAUACAAUCCUGAGGAAUUAUAUUGUUUUAAAUAAUAGAGUUAAGCAAUCUCAAAACAUCAUAAACGAAGAAUUAAAAAAUCGAAGAGUUGUAAAGGAUUGCAAAUAUUCUCCACCUAGAUUAUCAGUACACUCUAAUCCUUUUAAACCAAUAGCAGAACUUUUAUCUAAAAAGGAAGAAAAUAAUACAGGAAAUCAUUUACUCAAUGGUGUUAUCAAUGGGAAAUCUCAACUUAAGAAAAUCUUCAUGUCAAAUAAGACUGCACCGCUUCCUUCUGAAAGUACAUUUAAUAUGAAUGAAGAUCUAUCUUUAUACGAUAAUUCUAAUAUUAUAAUACCUGUAGCACAAAAAAGUACCCAAACUAUAACUAGUAUAGAUUUAUCAAGUUUUGAUACGCAUCUUAAUGAUAAAAAAAAUAAUAAAUAUCACCGUCCAUAUACAGCACCAGCACAUUCUACAUCACAUAAUACAUUAUCGAUAAUAAAUAUUCCUGGACAAGUUCUUCAAUAAUGAUCUAUAAGAUAUUAUAUAUUUUGGGGGCCAAUGCGUACAAGUAAAUGAAAUAAUAAAAUAGAAUAUAAAUUAAUCAAAUUAUUUAAGGAAAAAAAAUAAUUUUUACAGAGAAACUUUAUUUGUAAUAUGUUUUUUUCAUUUUCAUUGUAUAAUAUCGCUAUUGCAUACAAAGAAGUCAUACAUAAAUUUUGUAUAUAAAUGUGUAUAAAGGUACAAGUGUAUACAGUAUAAAAGACACUCGAUUAUACAAAACUCACAGCGUUGCAUGUGUAUGCAUGUGAUAAUACUAUCUUACAUAUAAAAUAUAUUUAUCUUGUGUUGAAAUUAUUUUUAUAGAAUUGUUAUAAUAACAGAUUUACAUGGUUAACAUAUAUUUUAUCACAACAAUUCACACAAUGGUAAACAGUGGAACUUUUUAAUUAUAAUUGUAAACUUUUUCUUAUAAAAUUUUUAAUUGCAAAUAUUUACAAAAUUUACGUGAUUUAUAUAAUGCGAAAACUUAAAAAUAUUAAGUAAUUUGAUAAGAUCAUUGGAAUACAAAAAAAAUUGUUAUAACUAAGUAAUAAUAUUGGAUUACAGAAAGAUGUAAUUUAAUGGUAGUAUCUUUUAAAUGCACAAAACGGUUUAAAAAUUAAUAGGGCCACGUUACAUGUAAAUAUAUAAAGUCUAAAAAACAUUUGUGUAAAAAAUUUGUUCUGUUUUCAUUAAUUUGUGAGACCAGAAAAAUUUGUACUUCGCAUAUUUGUGUAUAUCUCCACUCUCCUAAACAGUUAUUAUAAAUGCAAAAAAUAAUGGCAGUAGAAUUGUGAUUGCAUUUAAAAAAUUAAUAAUACAUGUUACUUGAAUAAAGUUAAGCACAUAUAUAAUACAUGUGCUUCAAUAAAGUAAAAUGUGCUACUUAACAUUUAGCCGGCCAUUCGGGGAGAUCAUCCAUGUUGACCUUACUUAUUUUGCCCAAAUAUGGUGGAAACCAUACAGUUCUCUAUGGCGCCGGUGGUCGGCUAAGUGUUAAUAUAGAUAUAUAAUAUUAAUCUUAAAACAUUAAACACCAUUUUGAGGGGCAGUGAAUUUUACUAGACGAGUUAACAUGGUUGUAAUGCAUGGAAUCUGUUUUUGUUGAUGCAUAGUUAUAUUAUCUGGAGUAUUAGAUUCAUAAUCAAUUGCAACUCGCUGGCAGACAAAAGUAAGCAGCGUUAAUAAAUCAUGUUGAAAUCCAUAUUCUUUUAAUUCUAUACACAAUGCUUGCAUAAACCAUGAUCCUCGUGUCGUAUUUCUCCAUGAAUAAAAACCUAUAUGGAAA